This is a messenger RNA of Phlebotomus papatasi, 881 nucleotides long. RefSeq names its product iron-sulfur protein NUBPL (gene Nubpl). Lineage: Eukaryota; Metazoa; Arthropoda; Insecta; Diptera; Psychodidae. The record is from RefSeq and is a predicted model, not a curated record. The coding region runs from base 1 to 867 and encodes 288 amino acids. The transcript has a single exon. Gene Ontology annotation, cellular component: mitochondrion. Gene Ontology annotation, biological process: mitochondrial respiratory chain complex I assembly; iron-sulfur cluster assembly. Gene Ontology annotation, molecular function: ATP binding; ATP-dependent FeS chaperone activity; 4 iron, 4 sulfur cluster binding.
AUGGGAUCAGUUCGAGCGUUAAAAGGGAUAAACGUGUUCCAGAGAUUCUUCUCCGGCAAAAUCACUGGCCGUCAGGCUGAUUUGAUGGCCAGGAGUCUGCCGAAGAAGAAACCUCUGCCGGGAGUGAAAGACAUCAUUUUGGUAGCGUCCGGAAAGGGAGGAGUUGGCAAAUCCACGACUUCCGUGAACUUGGCAGUGAGUCUGGCGCAGAAUGGUCAGAGAGUUGGUCUCCUGGAUGCUGAUCUCUUUGGUCCCUCAAUUCCGCUCAUGAUGAACUUGCAGGAGACGCCUCUUGUGGAUGAUGACAAUCGGAUAAUCCCUCCUGUGAACUACAAUGUCAAGUGUUUGUCCCUGGGGCUUCUGACAGAGAUGAAACCGGCAAUCUGGAGGGGUCCUCUGGUGAUGUCAGCCACUGAGCGUCUGCUAAAGGGGACGGUAUGGGAGCCUCUGGAUGUUUUGGUUGUGGACACUCCUCCAGGCACUGGAGACAUUCAUUUGUCUCUCAUGCAGAAUGUUCCCAUUAGCGGAGUUUUGCUGGUCUCUACCCCUCAGCUAGCUGCCCUGAGAGUUACCCAGAGAGGUGCUGAAAUGUUCCGGAUCCUCAAUGUCCCGAUUUUGGGCAUUGUGGAGAACAUGUCUUCAGUCAAGUGCAAAAAUUGCGGGGAAGAAAUCUCGAUUUUCGGGCAGGAAACUGACAAAGUAGCUGAAGAAAUGGGAGUGGAAAUCCUGGAGAGGAUUCAAAUAGACCCAAAUGUCAUGACAGGAAGCGAUACUGGGAUCCCCGUGACGAUAGAGGACCCGGAAUCUGACUAUGCAAAAUGUUUUGGGAGACUGGCAAAGAGAUUAUUGAAAAAACUGGAAAAAUAAAUCUUUAUUUCUUC